Psilocybe cubensis is the source of this 1083-nucleotide messenger RNA. RefSeq names its product Tetratricopeptide repeat protein 4-like protein. The transcript has 4 exons. Bases 1 to 1083 code for a protein of 360 amino acids. Gene Ontology annotation, molecular function: Hsp90 protein binding. The record is from RefSeq and is a predicted model, not a curated record. Lineage: Eukaryota; Fungi; Basidiomycota; Agaricomycetes; Agaricales; Agrocybaceae.
AUGUCUGAAAUAGGACCUUUGCCUAAACCUAAACUCUCAGAGGAAGAUGCACUGGCAGCCUUCGACUCGGUGCCAUUGUUCAUGAAGGCGCUCCCAGAGGAAGACAACCUGGACCCAGCAAUGAGCGCCCUCCAGAGUUUGAUUUAUGAGGGAACACCGGAUGAAAUUGCACAAAACUUUAAAGAGCAGGGAAAUGAGUACUUCCAGGGAAAACGGUUCCGGGAAGCUGUCGGUUUCUACACGCAAGGGCUUGAUGCAAAACCAACCGAGCAGCCUAUCAUUGAGGCACUUCUAUGUAACAGGGCAGCGUGCAACUUAGAACUCCAAAACUUCGGUUCCGUACUCAGGGAUUGUUCAAAGGCCCUUGCCGCGAAUCCAAAGUGUUCGAAAGCUUAUUACAGAUCAGCACUUGCCCUCUUAUCUCUCGGACGAAUUGAAGAAGCCCUAGAUUGCUGCGAUCGAUGCCUUUCAUAUGACACAAAGAAUACUGGGAUCAAGAACGUGCAAGAACGGGCACUGAAAGCCAAAGCCGAGGCAGAACGAAAGGAGCGCGAGAAGCAAGAAAGAAUACGAAAAGAGCAAUUAGAAGUGUUCACCAUGAAAAAAGCGCUCCGGGACCGCAAUCUGAUUAUUUUCAACAAACCUGGCGGGUCUGUCAGCCCAGUCGCGCCACAUUUCGAUUCUGAAGACCCUACUGGAAAUACGCUUGUUCUGCCUGUCUUCUUUUUGUAUCCCCAAUAUGCGACCUCCGAUAUCAUUUCAGAUUUCGUGGAGGAUACCACAUUCGCGGCACAUAUAGAAGCCAUGUUCCCUCCACAAGUUCCAGCACCGGAGUGGGAUAAGAAGGGAGAAUAUGUUGCAGGAAACUUGGUCGUGUACGCACCCACGUAUCGGAAGCGUUUGCUGAAAGUCGGGAAGAAGAUGACUUUACGAGAUGUGUGUAAUGCCGCGAAAGCGAAAGAGGGUCAGCCGAUGGACGGAUUACAGAUAAAGGAUGGGUGUUUAUCGUUCGUGGUAAUGCCUAAAGGUGACGUAGAGACCAAAUGGAUUGAGGAAUUCAAGAAAACACGCGAAGAGUCUUGA